AUGGGAGGACCAGCGCCCCCAAGUAGGCUCCGCGAGCCGCCAGAGCGGUCCGCCGCCGCCUGGCGCCGCGAGCGCUGCGCCGCGCGGCUGCAGGCGUUCCAGCGCCGCCGUGUGGCCCUGCGGGAGCCUGGCGCCGCGGCAGCCACGGGGGGGGGCGCGGCGAAGCCCGUCGGCAGGUACUUGGUGGACUUAGCCGAGUUCAAGGAGCAGGCCAAGCUGGAGAACCAGGUGCGGCUGCUCAAGGCGAAGCUCGAGGCGCAGGAGGCCCGCGCCGCCGCCGGCACCAGGACGCCGAACGCGGCCGCGGAGCCGACGGCGGAGAUACUGUCGUCGCUGCAGGACCUGGCGGCGGAGAAUGCGAAGCUGAGGGUGGAGCUGGAGCGGCAGCGCACCGAGAACGUCGAGCUGAGGCGGGAGAACCAGAAGCUGCGGGCAGGCGCGGACGUGCUGCUGCUCCCUCCCGGAGGAGCCUACCAUUGCGUGCAUCUUGUCAGCCUUGUGGCCAAGAUUUCGCGCUGGGGCCCCGGGGCAGCCGCAGCGGGCAUGGGUCCCAAUCCAGAGGUGCGCACGUCGUGA
Molecule: messenger RNA, 576 nt
Organism: Prorocentrum cordatum
Lineage: Eukaryota; Dinophyceae; Prorocentrales; Prorocentraceae
Source: the annotation of a GenBank genome assembly